AUGACCGGUUCAAUUCUAAACCUAAAUCAGCUCCUGUCUUCUCCUCAAGUCCACGUCAAAGAUAUCAAGGCUCUAACCGAUAAACUCUCAAAAUUCGUCGCCGGCGGUGCGGAUCAGCUAAUGGUGAUCUCGGAUUUCGACUUCACUUUAUCCCGAUUUGCUGAUAAAUCUGGAAAUCGCUGCUCCUCGUGUUAUUGCGUUUUUGACAAUGCUGUUGGCACAAAUAACCCAGAAUGGUGCCGGAAAUUCGUUGGAUUGUAUCAUAAAUAUGGGCCAGUUGAGCAUGAUCAUUCGCUGAGCAUCGAGGAAAAAGUUCCGUUCAUGGAGGCGUGGUGGCAACAAUCGCACGAGCUGAUCAUUCAGGGUGGUUUCAAGCGCGAGGCCAUCGAUGACUAUGUUUCGAGAUGUAAUAUUCAGUUGAGAGACAACGCUGACAUAAUGAUGAAAAAAAUGACGAAUCACUCGGUGCCCUUCAUCAUCUUCUCCGCAGGAAUCGGAACUAUUAUCGAGAUGUACCUAAAGCAUAAAUUUGGAAAAGUUGAGGACAACACGCAUAUCGUUUCGAAUAUGAUGGGUUUUGAUCAGGACGGAUACGUCAAUUCGUUCUCUGAUCCUUUAAUCCACGUCUUCUGUAAAAACUCCUCUGUGAUGCCAGCUGAUAGAACGUUCUCUGAGCAAAUUCACGGAAGACGCAAUGUUAUUUUGUUGGGUGAUUCUGUUGGAGACGCUUUUAUGGAUGUUGGUGUGGAGGAGGAGCAGCUCUCCUUGAAGAUUGGAUUUGUUAAUCAUGAUGCCGACAAACUUGUGGACAAGUACCUCAACUACUUUGAUAUUGUGCUUGUCCACGAUCAGUCAAUGAAUGUUCCAAAUCAAAUUCUCGAGGCGAUUUAUGCGAAAUCUCAUUGA
Messenger RNA from Caenorhabditis briggsae, 906 nucleotides. Gene Ontology annotation, molecular function: 5'-nucleotidase activity; magnesium ion binding. The record is from RefSeq and is a predicted model, not a curated record. Lineage: Eukaryota; Metazoa; Nematoda; Chromadorea; Rhabditida; Rhabditidae. Gene Ontology annotation, cellular component: cytoplasm. The transcript has 4 exons. Bases 1 to 906 code for a protein of 301 amino acids.